Messenger RNA from Monodelphis domestica (gray short-tailed opossum), 2412 nucleotides. RefSeq names its product ATP synthase F1 subunit alpha (gene ATP5F1A). Lineage: Eukaryota; Metazoa; Chordata; Mammalia; Didelphimorphia; Didelphidae. The record is from RefSeq and is a predicted model, not a curated record. Gene Ontology annotation, molecular function: ATP binding; ADP binding; proton-transporting ATP synthase activity, rotational mechanism. Gene Ontology annotation, biological process: proton motive force-driven ATP synthesis; proton transmembrane transport.
CGUUUUUAGGAAUUCCUUAGUUACCAUCUGCCCCUCCCAUUCCCCGAGGGGAUAUGGGGUGUGGGCGGAGGCUCAUGCAUUAAUUCUUUCCUUUCCAAGCUCCCACUCUAGGGUAAGGUCAAAUGCCCUUGGGCGGAGCUCCAUGGGUAUGCUAAUUACUCUGAAAAAAUCUCAGGGCCUGGCUCGGCCCGACUAACGACCUUCAUCCUAUAGGGGCCUGCUCAGUCUCCUCCCUGGGCUCGUGGACUGCGGGGCGGCGUCCAAGGUCAUCGCCCGCUAGUGUGCUCAUCCCCAGCCACAUCCCGCGAGGUGUGCGGGUGGGUGGGUCUCCUCAAAAAACGGAACAGCUACUGUGGGAACUGCGAGGCUGGGGGGAUGAGGGAGGAAGGAAGAAGGGGACGGACCAGAGCAACCGUCAGCAGGGGGCGAAGGAGAAAGGAUACUGAAGGACAGAGAAAAAAAUUAUAAGAGGUGAACGGUAGGAAGGAAAGUGUUUCCGGGUCAAGUGGGCGAGCCGACUUGACCUUCUCCGGCGGCGCCGCCAUUUUGUCCCAGUCAGUCCGGAGACAGCGGCUGCACCGGUUGCCCCCCUUAGGAGCUGCAAGGAUGCUGUCUGUACGCGUUGCUGCGGCCUUGGCCCGCGCCCUCCCUCGUCAAGCCGGACUGGUCUCUAGAAAUGCCUUGGGGGCAGCUUUUGUUGCAACUAGGAACCUCCAUUCCUCUAACAUCCGCCUUCAGAAGUCUGGUACUGCCGAGGUGUCCUCUAUUCUGGAAGAGCGUAUUUUGGGAGCUGACACUUCUGUUGACCUUGAAGAGACUGGUCGAGUCCUGUCUAUUGGAGAUGGUAUUGCCCGUGUACAUGGGCUGAGGAAUGUUCAGGCUGAAGAAAUGGUGGAAUUUUCUUCAGGCCUCAAGGGUAUGUCCCUGAACUUGGAACCUGACAAUGUUGGUGUUGUCGUAUUUGGUAAUGACAAACUGAUUAAAGAAGGAGAUAUUGUGAAGAGAACAGGAGCCAUUGUGGAUGUUCCUGUUGGUGAGGAGCUAUUAGGCCGUGUUGUAGAUGCCUUGGGCAACGCCAUUGAUGGAAAGGGUCCAAUUGGUUCCAAAACUCGUCGAAGAGUUGGUCUGAAGGCCCCUGGAAUCAUUCCCAGAAUCUCUGUGCGUGAACCCAUGCAGACUGGCAUUAAGGCUGUGGAUAGCCUGGUACCGAUUGGCCGUGGUCAGCGUGAGCUGAUUAUUGGUGACAGGCAGACUGGCAAAACAUCAAUUGCCAUUGAUACAAUCAUUAAUCAGAAACGCUUUAAUGAUGGAACUGAUGAGAAGAAGAAGCUAUACUGUAUUUAUGUUGCUAUUGGUCAGAAGAGAUCCACUGUUGCUCAGCUGGUGAAGAGACUUACAGAUGCAGAUGCCAUGAAAUACACCAUUGUGGUUUCAGCCACUGCAUCCGAUGCUGCCCCACUUCAGUACUUGGCUCCUUAUUCUGGCUGCUCUAUGGGAGAAUAUUUCCGGGAUAAUGGCAAACAUGCUCUGAUUAUCUAUGAUGACUUGUCCAAACAGGCUGUUGCCUAUCGACAGAUGUCUCUGCUGCUUCGUCGUCCUCCUGGUCGUGAAGCUUAUCCUGGUGAUGUGUUCUACCUGCACUCCCGUCUGUUGGAGAGAGCUGCCAAGAUGAAUGACACUUUUGGAGGUGGUUCUCUAACAGCCCUUCCAGUCAUUGAAACACAAGCUGGUGAUGUGUCUGCAUACAUUCCAACAAAUGUCAUCUCUAUCACUGAUGGACAGAUCUUUUUGGAAACAGAAUUGUUCUACAAAGGUAUCCGCCCUGCCAUUAAUGUUGGUCUAUCUGUGUCCCGUGUUGGAUCAGCUGCUCAGACAAGGGCCAUGAAGCAGGUAGCUGGUACCAUGAAAUUGGAGUUGGCUCAGUAUCGUGAGGUGGCAGCUUUUGCUCAGUUUGGUUCUGAUCUAGAUGCUGCCACUCAACAACUGCUGAGUCGUGGUGUGCGUCUGACUGAGUUACUGAAACAAGGACAGUAUUCUCCCAUGGCAAUUGAAGAACAAGUGGCAGUCAUCUAUGCUGGUGUACGAGGGUAUUUGGAUAAAUUGGAACCCAGCAAAAUCACUAAGUUUGAGAGUGCUUUCUUAGCUCAUGUCAUCAGCCAACACCAGUCCCUCUUGGGUAAUAUCAGGUCUGAUGGAAAGAUCUCUGAACAGUCAGAUGCAAAGCUGAAGGAAAUUGUCACAAAUUUCUUGGCUGGAUUUGAACCUUAAACGCCCCUGGAUCACAUGCCAGUUUGGUUUUGUCAAUGUUUCUUCUAGUGAUUCAGUUCCAUUCAAUUAUAGGACUUUAAUAAUGCACUCUUUCCCCUAAUGUACAGAAAUACCAUUAUGAAUAAAGGGUUCCGUGUUAACAUA